This is a messenger RNA of Eriocheir sinensis (Chinese mitten crab), 996 nucleotides long. RefSeq lists its product as uncharacterized. The record is from RefSeq and is a predicted model, not a curated record. The transcript has 4 exons. NCBI's taxonomy places the organism in Eukaryota, Metazoa, Arthropoda, Malacostraca, Decapoda, Varunidae. The coding region runs from base 1 to 807 and encodes 268 amino acids.
AUGAGGACGUGGCUGCGCGCGACGAAGAGGACCGACGACACACCAGACGAGGGAACAGAAGGACAAACAUGCCUGGCGUGUCUUGGGGUGAUGGCGGGGCGUGUGGCUGUGGCGGCGGUGCUCCUGCUGCGUCUUGGAGGCGCCCACGGCACCAGGGACUAUACUAACACAUCAACACCACUACCAUCAUCACCACCAUCACCACAACAGCACCUCAAGGUACUACCACCACUACACCACUACCACCACCACCACCACCACAACACUAACACCUCCAGGCACUACCACCACAACACCCUCCACAACCUAUGCCACCACAGCCCCUCCAGGUGUUCCUCUUACAAGCUCUUCCUCCACCCUGACAACCACAGCCACACCACGUCCACACCUUCGCCGCCACAAGGAAAGGUCACUCUGUCUCUCUCCUCUUCGACAGUGGUGAUAGCGGUGCCGAUAGCGGUGGUGGUGGCGGUGAUCCUGGCCAUUGUGGUGUGUGUGACCUACCGGAGGCGGCGGCGUGGACAGGGAGAGGGGCAGGAGAUCCUGUAUCGUCCACAGUCCUCUCCAGCCUCACCGGAGAUAGGUUCAGUGCACAUCAUGGAGAACAGUCUGUACGAACCCUUCCCCGGCCCCGUGACCCCCGCCGCCAGGGAACAGCAAGGGACGGUAGUCGUGGAGAACAGUCUGUACGAACGCUUCCCCGGCCCCGUGACCCCCGCCGCCAGGGAACAGCAAGGGACGGUAGUCGUGGAGAACAGUCUUUACGAACUCCUACCCGGCUCACUGACAGCACCCACCAGUGAGUGAGCAGCAAGAUACAGUAGUCGUGGGGAACAGUCUGUACGAACCCUUCCCCGCAUCCAUGACAGCACCCACCAGUGAGUGAACAGCAAGAGACAGUAGUCGUGGGGAACAGUCUGUACGAACAAUUCCCCGCAUCCAUGACAGCACCCACCAGUGAGUGAGCAGCAAGAGAUAGUAGUCGUGGGGAGCAGU